AUGACGGUAGGACCAGCUGUGAAGCGGAAGAAACUGUCACCUCCCGACUUUUCAGACCCAGACUCAUCGACCUCUACGUUGGUCGGUCAGUCUACUACGCAGGACGAUUUCUUCAAUAGGGCAGCAGGAUGGAACUUAGAGCAGGAUUAUGAGCAGAGACCUCGAAAGCAAAAGAAAAAAGAGAAAGAGAACACGAGGCUUCCGAUCAAGACCGUGGAGGGAAGAGUUGAACAAUUGCAAGUUCCAGAGGUCACACAAGAGGAUGAUGAUAGCUGGCUCGCCUCUGAAGAGGAGAGCAUGGAAGAUUCAGGGCCUAUCCAAGAGGACACCAAAAUUCCUAUCCGCCAACAGAUACUAGAGGCAAAAGAAGAGCUAGCCCGGUUGGCUGGCCUCGUUAAUGAGGACCCCGAGGAGCAUGCUGGCGCAUUUCGCGCAUUGGGUCAAAUCGCAACUUCCUCAAACCCUACAAUCAAGAAGCUAGGCUUAGCUACACAACUAGCUACCUAUAAAGAUGUCAUCCCAGGAUACCGAAUACGCCCAAUCGCUGAAAUGGACCAGACGGAGAAGGUCUCCAAGGAUGUCAGGCGUCUUCGAGCAUUCGAGCAAUCGCUUGUCAGCUCCUACCAAGCAUACAUCAAGGACCUGGCAACCUGUGCAAAGGCUCGACAAGGGGGAGUAUCCGAAGCAACGUCGAGCGUGAAACAGGUCGCGAUAGCUUGUGCUUGUGCUCUGCUCAUUGCUGUACCCCAUUUCAAUUUUCGAGGGGAGCUCCUGAAGAUUCUGGUUGGCAAAUUGAGCACUAACAGGAUCGAUGCGGACUUUAUCAGAUGUCGUGGAACACUAGAAACCUUAUUCCGCAAGGACGAAGAUGGCACAUCAUCUCUAGAUGCUGUUGGGCUGAUCACAAGGAUGAUGAAAGCGCGAAACUACCAAAUUGAUGAAAGUGUUCUGAAUACUUUUCUUCAUCUUCGGCUUCUAAGCGAAUUCUCGUCCAAGGCCUCGCAGAACCGAGUCGAUAAAGCGUCUACAGACAAUGAUGACGGAGCCAAGAAGCCCAAAUUCAAGAAAGAGUUCCGCACCAAAAAGCAACGCAAGAUUAUGAAAGAGAGAAAGGUAGUCGAAAAGGAGUUUAAAGAGGCAGAUGCUACCGUCAGCCAUGAGCAGAGAGAUCGUAUGCAAGCCGAGACGCUCAAACUCGUCUUCGUAACAUAUCUCCGAAUUUUGAAGGCCAGAGUUCCUCAUUUGAUGGGUGCCGUACUCGAAGGUCUUGCCAAGUACGCCCACAUCAUCAACCAGGACUUUUUCGGAGAUCUCCUCGAAAUUCUUAAAGAUCUCACAAAUUCUAAAGCUCUGCUAGAAGCUGAUGAAGAGGAGCAAGAGGAAGAGGACGAGUCAUCCAAGAGCACUCGAGACUCUCUAAGAGAAUCCCUCCUCUACAUUACCACCGCCUUCGUUCUUCUAGAGGGCCAAGAUGUUGCACGCUCCACUCCAUCGCUCAACCUCGAUCUCACAGAUUUUACAGCCCAUCUUUACAAAUCCUUACAUUCUUUCUGCCUAAACCCAGAUCUCGAGCUCUCCCACAAGUCACUGCGUCUCCCAGAUCCACAUGCUUCGUCAUCGGCUUCGCCUACAACUACCGCACCAAGAGUAAAUCUGCAAACCACGACGGUGCUCAUGUUACGUGCGCUGACCUCAAUCCUGACCCCUCGCUCUGUUCCUCCAGUCCGUCUGGGUGCUUUUACGAAACAGCUCUUCACUUCUACCCUGCAGCUCCCUGAAAAAUCUACCUUGGCAAUGGUCAGUCUAUUAAACAACCUGACGAAGAUCCAUGGACGUAAGAUUGCAGCGCUGUGGAAUACAGAGGAGAGAAAAGGAGACGGUGUCUUUGAUGCGAUGAGAGUAGAUCUGGAGGGCAGCAAUCCAUUUGCCAGCACGAUCUGGGAUGGCGAGCUGCUGAAGUUGCAUUAUGCGCCUGCGGUUCGGGAAGGGAUACAGGGUAUUGAAAGGAUCAUUGGGGAUGUAAAGUGA
Molecule: messenger RNA, 2028 nt
Organism: Letharia columbiana
Lineage: Eukaryota; Fungi; Ascomycota; Lecanoromycetes; Lecanorales; Parmeliaceae
Exons: 1
Coding region: 1-2028 (675 amino acids)
Biological process (GO): DNA replication initiation
Cellular component (GO): nucleolus
Molecular function (GO): chromatin binding
Source: RefSeq, a predicted model, not a curated record